Molecule: messenger RNA, 1615 nt
Organism: Moneuplotes crassus
Lineage: Eukaryota; Ciliophora; Spirotrichea; Euplotida; Euplotidae
Source: the annotation of a GenBank genome assembly
UUUUAACAAAUGGAUUUCGAUUGAGGAAGGUAAAAGUCUAAAAUUUAAUCUCCUCGCAUGCACUAUCUCUCAAGCUAUAAAUCCAGUUGCCCAGAAACAUGGUCAUAGACUCCAAAAACACAAAUUUCUCAAUAAAUGAUUAUUUCCCUAAAAAUAAGCAGGAGUGGGUUAUUUUUUGCCCUAUAGAUUAUCUGGGGCUACCAACUCAACCUCUAUACAGUAAUGCCUAAACUUUGAGGCCUUAAAUAUCCCCAAGAAUUAGCUCUAAAUUGCACAUAGCUCUGUAAAUUCCAGCAGAGAGUUUGAAGAUUUUGGAACCGAACAAGAAGUCAGCAAGGCCAGGAAGAAUAAAACAAGUUUAUUCAACACAGAAAGAACAGUGAGUGAAAAUUUGCUGACUAAAUAACUUCUCUGAGAACAUCAUAAGACAAAUUGAGCCUAAUACAAGCACAAUUAUAAAGCUUAGCAUGCCAAGAUCGGAUUCGGAUCAUCUUAAGAAAAAUAUUUUAAAAAUUGUUCAUACUGAUACUGAUAGAACGAAUUUUCUUAAUUUUCUGAUUCUUAUCUCUUCUCUUUCUCAAGUGAGCUUUAAAGGAAUUAGCUGAGCUGAGAAACUUGAUACGAAACAAUCUAAGACGGAAGGGCUCAAUGAUGCAAACAUCCAAGGAGCAGUUGACCACUGACUCCACAUCUCAAGUUCUUUCUGAUUAGAUUUUAUUCUUACAUUACUGAAACAACACAGUAUUGAGCCAGUGGUAGGAAUCAGAGCUCUCUCAGCAACAAUACAAAACUUGGAAUUACACUAGCUAGACGAAAGGUCUCAAACAUCAUUCGAAGCCAAGAUCAUAUCUUCAUGGAGUCGCAGUAAAGACCAACCUGACAACACAAUAGUCAAUAAAAGCUUACAGAUAUUGCAGAUGUUGGUCCAAAAGCACAACUGCAUCUUGAAGUAUGGAGAAGAGCACGAAACCAUCACUGACAUUCUCAAGUGAUGAUACCAAGAGCUUGGAAACCAGCACAGCUUGUGAUAUAAGUCCAGAAAUCACAGACACAACAGCAACGAAGACUUACUCGACCAGUCCAAGUCACAGUGAUACGAUUGAUUUGAUAAUGGAGACUUCUCUGUAGCCAUCAACGACGAGUCCAAGCUUGAUGAAACACUUCAGCGGUUCAACAAGCACGUGCACUCUCGCACCCAGGUGCACGACGACUUCAUCAGAGAUGCUCCGAAAGUGGACUUCAGCAGACUCAAGAAACUGAACACCCUCAGGAUCCACAAGAUCCAGCAGAUCAUGGAAGCCGACUACAAAGUGCAAGGAGUCAAACUCUUCGACUUGCACCUGCUCAACAUGAAGAACUCCCAGACCAAGUACCUCCAGCCCAAAGACGCCAUCGAAAUGGCCAUCAUUUUCUGUUUGUUUGAUGGAGACCAAAUUCACAGACUGGCUUCCCUCGUUUACUCUUGGACCGAACAACAGCAGUCAGAAGCCAACUCAAAGUUCCCGAUUAGCGUUUACAAGCUGAUGCUGUUUUAUGAAGAACUAGAUGCUUUUCACAAAAUGUUCAGUUAAGAAACUUUCAGAGUCAACAAAGUGAGGAUUGUGUCUGAAAGCCU